Messenger RNA from Rhopalosiphum maidis (corn leaf aphid), 1248 nucleotides. RefSeq names its product G-protein coupled receptor Mth2-like. The transcript is spliced from 6 exons. The coding region runs from base 1 to 1248 and encodes 415 amino acids. Lineage: Eukaryota; Metazoa; Arthropoda; Insecta; Hemiptera; Aphididae. Gene Ontology annotation, molecular function: G protein-coupled receptor activity. Gene Ontology annotation, cellular component: membrane. Gene Ontology annotation, biological process: G protein-coupled receptor signaling pathway; cell surface receptor signaling pathway. The record is from RefSeq and is a predicted model, not a curated record.
AUGUCUUACACAUCCAAUCCUUUUGGUCUUUAUUAUUACCACUAUCCGGUUCCAAAAAUUGUGAAUGCAAACAGGACGGUUGACAUUUACGAGACGGACCUGUUUCAUAUAGUCUAUGAAAAACCGACAUGUAAUGAAAGUGAAAAAUAUAAAUUGACUCUAUCAGAGAAGGCAAAUGGUGAUUUCCGGGUAAAUAAUGAGGGAUACUUACUGAGUGAAUCAGGAAAAAUUACACCAGGUCGAUUUUGUUUGGAGCUAUUUUCCGAAUUAAAUUAUCAAAUUUUAGCAGUUGUUUGUUCUCCAGAACAAUUGGCAGUCCAACAAGAUGGCACAAAUAUAUUUUAUACGAUCGGCAUGAUGCUGUCACUACCAUUUUUGCUUAUAACGUUCCUAGUUUAUGCGCUUAUCAGAGACUUACGAAAUUUGCAUGGAAAAUCAUUAAUGUGUCAUGUAGCAACGCUAUUGGUGGCCUACAGCAGUCUAGUAGUUGAUCGAUUCGUAGGUGGUAUUGUUGGUACAUGGUGUAUUUGUCAAGCGUAUGCCAUUCAAUUCUCGUUAUUGGCAAGUUUUUUCUGGCUUAAUGUUAUAUGUUUUGAUAUAUGGAGGACUUUCAGUGGAUUUAGACCAUUAAGAGGAAAUAUAAGAGAGCACGAAGCGAAAAAGUUUAUUAUCUAUUCCAUUUAUGCGUGGGGAUGUACCUCAUUUAUUUCAAUAAUUACAUUUGGUAUGGAGAAUUUGUUAUUUUUACCUACUGAUGCGAUUCGUCCAGGAUUUGGAAUUAAGAGUUGUUGGUUUGGUUCUAAGUUAGCCAUGCUGAUAUAUUUUUAUGGUCCUAUGGGUAUUCUAUUAUUUAGUAAUCUAUUGAUGUUUAUUCACACGGCAAUAGUUAUUUUCAAACAUAUGAGAGUUGCUAAAGUACUUAGAGGAUCUGAAAGCCAAAAAAAUGUGGACCAUGAAAAACAAAGAUUCAUAUUGCAUUUGAAAUUACUCAUCGUCAUGGGUGUUAAUUGGUUAUCAAAAAUGCCAGAAAUUACAGCAGUGGCAACAGAUUCAAAUGGUUCUGAAUUUGUGUGGUAUGUCACAAACAUUGUAGAUUCUCUGCAAGGAGUGUUAAUUUUUUUAAUUUUUGUAUGUAAAAAACGUGUAUUAAAUUUAUUACGUAAAAAACUUUGUCCUCGAUUCCAACUUUUUAAGACAUCUACUAGUGUAUCUACUAGAACUACUCAACUAGAACUAGCUCCAAUGUAA